CUCCAGUGCUCUCAGUGGCAAAAGAUCCGCAGUCGCAACCGGUUGACUUUUUUCUCUUCGAUACUUGAAAAAUUUAAAAAUAAUCAAAAAAGAAACAACUCUCUCUCUCUAAAAAUUCGUUUUUCCCUGGCUGGACAUUUUGUUCUGUCAAGUGUCUCUCUUACGUCGUUCGAGUGCGUCUUUGUGUGUGUGUUUAUUUGAACGUGACCAAUCAACUUUUUUUUCCCCCCUUAUUUUUCGACCCACUCAACCAAAAAGAUUGAAAAUUUGUAUGGACUGGUGUUGCCGCUGCUCUUCUAACCGACAACAAGGAAGCCAUCAGCUGCUCCAACGAGUCACUUAAUUGCCCAACCAAAUCUUCUGCUCCCCUGAAAAUAAUAAAACCCGAGGACUUAAAAAUUAGCCAUCGAUUUUGGAGCUGCAGCUAUAGGAACGAGAGAGAGGGAGAGAGAUCGAAUCAAAACGACUAGAAGGAGGAAAAAGGACAUUAGCUCGAAGAUGAAGAUGGCAAGAGCCAAUGGGACGAUGAGGUGGCUCCUCUUGCUCCUCGUGGCCGCCACCGUCUGCAACGGCCAGCAGAAUCACGUCGACCUCAACGACGACGACCACAACCACAACCCCAUGGGAUGCGACUGCAUGGAAUACUGGGCCUGCAUCACCAGCGGAGGCUCGGCGUACAGCUACUGCGGCAACAUGGACCAGAGCGUGUGUUGCUACGUGCCGCGAGGCGCCCGCCCCAUCGGACUCUUGCCCGUCCUCAACAAGUCCAAGUGCGGCCGCAAAGGAAACGUGGCCGCAGCCGUUGGCGAUCGCAAGCGCAGCGACGGACUAGCCGAUUUGGGAGAAUGGCCGUGGCAUGCGGCCGUGCUGGAAAAACCGCAGGAUCUGUACGUUUGCGGGGCCUCGCUUCUGGACGAGUCGUGGGUCGUGACGGCCGCACAUUGCGUCGAUGAUUAUUUGGCGAGUGGCAACAUCAGCUCGGUGCUGAAGGUGCGGCUUGGCGAAUACGAUGUUAGCGUGACGACCGAGCAGCUGGCCUACGAAGAGUUGGACGUUUCGCACGUCAUGGUCCACCCGCAAUUCAACAAUUUGUCUCUGGCCAAUGACAUCGCUCUGCUCCGUUUCGUACAGCCGGCCAGACGCCGGCCUCAUAUUGACGUCGUCUGCAUGCCUCAUCCGGGCCAAGUCUCCGAGACGGAAGGAACCCGCUGCGUCGUCACCGGUUGGGGACGCAAAUUGGAGGAUGGAACUCAUUCGGUGAUCCUGAAGGAGAUCGAGGUGCCUUUGUGGGACGACGCCAAGUGUCAGGCGGCGUUAAAGACCCAAUUUGGGCCCAAUUUCGUCCUGCCGUCCACGUCCAUCUGCGCCGGCGCAGAAGGCAGAGACGCUUGUGAUGGAGACGGAGGAGGUCCUCUCGUCUGCGAAAAAGAAGGUCAGUGGUUCCAGGUGGGUGUCGUCAGUUUCGGCAUCGGCUGUGGGCGGACCAAUUUGCCAGGCGUCUACACUCGACUCUCGGCUUUCGACGGAUGGAUCCACGAAACCAUCCGCAGUUUCAAGACCUUCUCCGGUUAAUAACAAGAUCAAAUAAAUGCAAGAAAUGUUGACAAUUCUAAGGAUAAAAAACAAAAAAACAAAAAAAAAAAAAUGGAACGAACUGGACGACGAUCGAUAUUAAAAUUAUAAAGUAAAUUGAGAAAGAAUGAGAUGACACAACGACGAGUCGUGAAAAUGUUCUGAAUUCAAGUGCAAUCAUGGCAGAUUCCAUCCAUCCAUCCACUUUUUUGGUCGAAUUGGGGUCGAUAUCAUUUCACCUGGAAAAAUGGAAGGAGGUUAACAUUUUUACUUUGAAAUUAUUAUUAUUACCAUCCCCGUUUCCCCCCAUCGUGAAAGCGAAUCUUUGCGGCCAAUUAAUAUUUUUUUUCUCUCUCGAGAAAACGCAAAUAAAUUUAAUUAGGAAAUGAGGCAUUUACACUCCCAGCAGAGUGGGGAAAAAAAGGGAAACGAAAAAAACAUUUUUGUCAAGACACGGGAAAUGCUGAAGAGGCGCAGGGCGCAAAGCUGCAAGUUGGACGAGUGCGUGUUUUUUAUUAAAAAUUUUUUUUUUGUUUUGCAUUUAUUUUAUUUUUUAAAAAAUGACGAGACCUAUAUUAAAUAUCAUAGCGUACGAAUUUCAUGGGGGAAAAAAAAUGACGACUGCGUUCUGUUUCGUUCACACACCGGCAAAACGAGAUUUUUGUAAUCACACAAGAUUUUUAUAUAAUUCCAUCCCACAUUAUUUUUCGUUGAUUUUCAUUUUCUCUUUUUUUAUGUUUUUACCCGAAUUUUUUUUUGUCAAAUCACCCCCCCCUCCCCCAAUUGUCAUUUUUUUUUAUAUUGAAAAUUCACCACAAAUUAUUAUUAUUUUUUUUUAAAUAACACGAAACGUGUUUCCUCGGGUUGCUGAUAUGUGCGUGCGUGAACAAUGUGUUUUUUUUUGGGUGCUGCGCUUCCAUAUUUCUUUAUUUUUUCCCCCCCGUCUUGUCUUUAUAAUUUCCAUCCAAUUCGAAUUGCAUUGUAUAACUUGGAAUGACACACACAAUUUGUUUUUGAAAUUUUUUUUUUUUUUUUACAUUCGGCACUUGAAUACAGUGUCCUUGUACAUUG
Messenger RNA from Daphnia pulicaria, 2643 nucleotides. RefSeq names its product phenoloxidase-activating factor 2-like. The transcript has 7 exons. Bases 499 to 1572 code for a protein of 357 amino acids. Gene Ontology annotation, biological process: proteolysis. Gene Ontology annotation, molecular function: serine-type endopeptidase activity. The record is from RefSeq and is a predicted model, not a curated record. NCBI's taxonomy places the organism in Eukaryota, Metazoa, Arthropoda, Branchiopoda, Diplostraca, Daphniidae.